Molecule: messenger RNA, 342 nt
Organism: Prunus armeniaca (apricot)
Lineage: Eukaryota; Viridiplantae; Streptophyta; Magnoliopsida; Rosales; Rosaceae
Source: the annotation of a GenBank genome assembly
AUGAUUGACAUGUUGGUUGGUGGUGAGGCUCUUGAUGAGCAUGUCAUCUACAUACAUUUCAAUGGACUAACCGAUGUAUUUGGUGAACAUCUGAUUUACCAAUCGCUGGUCCAUAAAACAGAGAAGGGUGAAGCUCGUGGUGGCGUCAACCAGCUAAUUGAUUCUGGGAAGGGGAAAACUGUCUUUGGGACAGGAUUUGUUGAGAUCCGUGAAGUCUACGCACAUCCUCCAUUUCUCAGGUGUCUUCUUGAAAAUGACUACGUUCUACACCCAUUUUGGGUAGUCCACUUCACAGAUGAAGCCGACCUUGCUGAGAUUUUGGACCUCCUCUUUCAUGGUUGA